AUGAAUACUUUAAGAAUACAAAAAUCUUUUAUACUCACAUUUUGUCUCAUACUAACCUUCAUCUUCUCUAUGUCUCAAGCCAAAUCUACUACAUCCUACAUCCUAAGCAUCGAUAAUGGGGACAAAGCCACUGCUGACAGCGGUAGUGUCUUACAAAAUGCGAAGACGCUAUUAACUGACUUUCAAGGUGUUAUCACUCAUGAAUACAGUUUGAUUAAUGGGUUAAGCUUUGAAAUGGAUCCAAAUAUUUUCACUUCAAAUGUGCAAGAUAAAUUAAUAUCUCUAGGUGACAAGGCUGGUGUCAAGGUCAAUAUUGAAAAGGAUCAAGACGUCCAUGCAUUUACUGGUAAGCAUUAA
Messenger RNA from Maudiozyma barnettii, 357 nucleotides. RefSeq lists its product as uncharacterized. The record is from RefSeq and is a predicted model, not a curated record. The transcript has a single exon. The coding region runs from base 1 to 357 and encodes 118 amino acids. Lineage: Eukaryota; Fungi; Ascomycota; Saccharomycetes; Saccharomycetales; Saccharomycetaceae.